Molecule: messenger RNA, 961 nt
Organism: Panicum virgatum (switchgrass)
Lineage: Eukaryota; Viridiplantae; Streptophyta; Magnoliopsida; Poales; Poaceae
Exons: 2
Coding region: 251-631 (126 amino acids)
Source: RefSeq, a predicted model, not a curated record
ACACUCCAUAAUGGCUCGCAGCCCAGAAAAGUUUUAGCCCUCUAUGACUUGAAGUUCUUUUCAGCCUACUAGUGUAGCCCAAGUUUUACUUGUCCGGUCCAAAAUUACGACAUCCGAAGGUUCAGAUUACACGGCCCAAGUUCAGGCCGACUUGCGUGGGCCGAGACGUUUGUCACAAGUCGCCCGCCCCUGCCCUAGUGAAACGACACGAGCCCCACCCGCCCGGCCGCACACCAACAAGCGCACACCGAUGGCGGCCGCCGGGAACGGUGAGACCGCGCCGCCGCAGCGGCAGGAGCCGGUGGCGGCGGCGGAGGGAGCGGCCUCUGGAGGCGGCGUGCUCGCGAAGCUGGAGGAGCAGUGGCGGAAGGCGAAGGAGCACGCCGAGACGUACCCCUACGUCUGGGGCUCCUACAUCCUCGUCUACGGCGGCCUCGGCGCCUACCUCGCCUGGCGCUGGCGCAAGCUCCGCCGCACCGAGGACCGCGUCCGUGUCCUCCAGGACCGCCUCCGCAACCUUGCCGCAGCCGAGGAAUCGCAGGCCGCCUCCGGCUCCGCUUCCACUGCCCCGACCCUUCCCCCGCCGCAGCAGCCGGCUGCUGGGCCCCCCAAGCCCGCCUCCGGCCCGUAACUGGAGUACAAUAAUUCUGACCCCAUGGGAGCUAGUGGGGCUGUUGAGUGUUGACCAAAGUCCAAGCAUGGACAUCUUUGGAAUCAAGAUGCAGCUUGGCUUAUUCCCGGGGACUACAUAGCUUCAUAGGUUUACAGGCUGAUGCUAGACAUGGUCUUGCAUCUCCAUCUCAGAAAUCCUAGAGGUUUCAUAUUUUGAAAAGGCUACUUCUGCUUUUCGUUUCUUUCUACCAACAUGAAAGGUGUAUGACAUGUUUAAGGUCCCUGUGUUUGAUCGCUGCAGGCUGACCCAUCAGUGGCUGGUAGUUUCCUGGGCCUGGGGCCAUUCAGA